Molecule: messenger RNA, 7825 nt
Organism: Ornithodoros turicata
Lineage: Eukaryota; Metazoa; Arthropoda; Arachnida; Ixodida; Argasidae
Exons: 4
Coding region: 2332-4584 (750 amino acids)
Biological process (GO): DNA replication
Molecular function (GO): nucleotide binding; DNA-directed DNA polymerase activity; DNA binding
Source: RefSeq, a predicted model, not a curated record
CCAUUAAGAUGUUGUUGCGUUAGCGACGCUUUGCAUAUUAGACGACGGGAUGGCUGAAGGUCACGCUGUUUCCACUCAGACUGUGAUAUCUCUUCUGCUGAUUUGCAUGAGCACGCGAGCAAGUCGAAUAAACGCUCGAAGAUACACGAUGUUAUUGCAAUAGCAAGCAUUUGCAUAUAAGACAACUCGUUGGAUAAAGGUCGUACCUUUUUACUCUAGCCGGUGUCGCCUUUGCAACUCGAAGACAGGAAAAAUAAUUACUAUGCGAUACAUGUUGCGCCGCAGGAAAAAGAAGAAGAAAAAAGACGCAGUAUACUAAUGACAGCCACCUCCAUGCUGACUGCUUUGAUUUCUGAACAGAGCGAGCCAGCCCGGGUAAAGCCGUAAUUACCUCUCAAGGAUAAACGAUAAUAUCACUUUCCUCAUCACGUCUUUGGGGCGAGACGGUCGACGCUGCACUCUCAUAGGCAAACGAAGCGACUUCUAUAUAAGACGGUUCGUCCGCAACGCUUUCCGGACUGAGCUGGAAUGUCAAGUGAAUGCCACUUGAUUGUUUUCAGGUGGAUUCACUUGACAUUCCAGCUCAGGUUUUUCCGUGCGGGUGUUUGACUGGAAAAGCAGACUAAGGUGAGUACAUGCUUUUUUCUCUUCUCUUGUUAUAAGUUCUUCCCCUGUGAGCGUGCAAGGUCACAGCCAUUUAUGGAAUGCAUGUAGGUGAAAGAAAAAAAGAAAUGAGGUUCAUUCCUUCCCGCUGCCGACAUGCAAUCUUUGUGAUUUUAAAGUGCACCUUCUUAGAUCAUCGCAGUAGAUGAAAUGAAAAAUAAACGAUUGCAAACAGUACAACAUUAUUUUUUUAUUUAGGACAUUGCUAAUUUACAAGUCGGCUUCACCUAACUUCUACGUGCGUUGCGGGAAGUCAACGUUAGGAAAUGCUCAGUCUUGCUGGAUUGCUUGUUUCUUUGCAUUUCAAUUCAGCGGAACGGUGUUUUUUCUAAUUGUUUGACUUUGGUUCUUCAUAAAACAUAUUUUCCAGUUCAUCGUCUUUGUUGUAACUACUCCGACGAGGUUGAAGGGUCAUCUCACAUUUUGGGCUUGUAAGAUCGACUUCUUCUAAGCAUUUUUUUAGCUUCUCUUUUUCAUUUCAUGUUCGGGUAACAACAGAACACUUCACCUGCACGUCAAUGGCAAACAGGUCAGAAAGAAAGGAAUGUGUCUACCUUCAUUUGUGAGAUGUAGCUAGUCUUCACCCAACUCCUACGUGCAUUGGGGGAAAGCCUACUUUAGGAAAUGUUCAGUCUUGUUACUGCAUGUUUCUUUGCAUUUAAACUUAGCGAAACGGUGUUUUUUUUUUAUCGUUUGAUUUUGCUUUGACAUAAAACAUAUUUUCCAGUUCAUCUUCCUUCUUUUGCCGUAACUACUCCGAAGAGGUUGAAGGGAACAGUUUGAGAUCUUCCUUGACAACAAGGCAAAAAUGUGUGCUAUACAAUGGAGAAGAGGUGGAAAACUUUUUUUUUUCAAGUUAAUCCACUCGGGAUUCCAGAUGAAGAUUUUUUUUCUCCGUGAGAGUGUUUGACUGGAAAGACAGACUGUGGAGACGUGUUUGAGACGACACACAGGCUGCAUCCGAAAUUCGUGUGUGUAACCUCUUCUCCAUCUGCCACACACAUCUCUACCUAGCACAGGCUGCUCUUCAUCUGCGUCUGAUGAUGACAACCAUGCGCCAUCAAGCCGAGGAUCAACCUCAGGCCAUGUUGUGUCAUCGGCGGCUGACUUGUCUUGACUGGUCAUUACAAACCAAGUUCAUUCUAUACAGCAAGAGGAGAAAGCAAAUUGUCAACAUAACAGCGAAGCCUCCAUAACACAAGUAAGCUAUGUCAUCCGUCAUGGAAAAGUUGGAUAAACUGAAAAAAUGUGGUGACGGUGAAAUUCAGAAAAUGAGCAACAUACCCAAAAACGAAAAGUUCGAAGUGCUGGACAUUCAGAAAAUUGACACUAUGUAUGGCGAGGCCGUAUACGUGGAGCUCCGCAUGGAAAACGACAAGCCAGUGAAAGUGUAUCUACCUGGACGCUUCAAAAAAUUGUCGGAGGAAGAGCUAGAGGAAAUGCGACUGCUUCCAAAUCUCAAAAUGGAGAAGAAAGAACGGUUUACCAAAGAUGGUAAAAAAGUCAUUUCGCCAGAUAUUAUCUUCACCAAUUCGAAGAGAAAGUGAUGAGAUAUGGUGACAUGUAGAACCUUCUAUCACUCAAGUGACUGCUGAAAUAGCACAAAAUUUGGAAAACCUCGAAGUAGAAGGUUCAGGUUUUUUUCUCUUUCGCAUUCAUGCCUGUAUCAUGAACAUUGGACGUUUGAUGCCUCAACUGAUUGGAUGUGCCCAGUUUGAGUUACCGCAAGAAUUGAAGCAUAAGUUUCGUUCUCUGUUGUGUGUGGACUUUGGUUUGCAUGAAGAUGAGCAGAACAUGUGUUUUGCCUUCUCUGUAAUAGCUGCACUGCAUCCUGCUACUGGUUAUCGCAGGCGUAGGGCAUCUUCGUACAGACCAUAUAUUUCUGAGUAUGUUUUUCCGAAAACAUUCCCGGUAGCUUUCCCAAAAGAGGUUGAAGCAUUCGAAAAAAAUAAUGGUAUCAGUAUCAAUGUGUACGCCUACGAAAGGGAAGACAAAUCUCUGUACCCCAUCAAGGUUGUCGAUGACGAGCGUGAGAAACAUGUGGAUCUGUUGCUAAUCGACUCUCAUUUUCUGCUUAUCACAAAUUUUAAUGGAUUAUUUCAACCUAGCGGACGGUUUCAUUGCAAGAGGUGUAUGAUGGGCUUCUCAUCAGACAGAAUCCUCAGUGAUCAUUUAAAGAUGUGUUUGCAUCAGAAGGUUGCUAAGACAAUUUACCCUAAGAAGGGAGAGACGGUAGCAUUUGCCGGGGAACAUCUCAUGUCGGAAGUCCCUUUCUACUGUGUAUAUGAUUUUGAAAGUGUUUUGUCACCUUGUUUGGAGGAAACAAACGUGUAUGAGGAUCACUGUCCUUCCUCAUUUUGCCUUUUGGUUAUACGUGCAUCCGACUCACACGUGUUGCAAAAGCAUCUUUUCCGUGGUCCUAAUUGUGUCACAGUAUUUAUGGAGCUGCUGCGGAAAUUGCAUGACGAAAUUUUAGGAUGGAUACAUGCUUUUGCACCUCUAGAAAUGACUGAAGAGAAUGAGCGUCAACAUACAGCAGCCACUCAUUGUAAUAUCUGCAAAGAAUCCUUUGCUAAAAGACAAAAAGUUCGAGACCAUGACCAUGUAAGCGGAGAAUUUCGACAAACACUAUGUCAGACGUGUAACCUGAAACUGAGAGUGCCACCCAAGAUUCCAAUCAUUGCACAUAAUGCUAACUAUGACAUGAGUUUUCUCCUGUCUCAUUUACAUCUGCUUAAGAAGUCAGACAUCAACGUGAUUGCCACCAGCUGUCAAAAAUUUAAAGCAAUUGACAUCGGCUCUUAUCGAUUCUUGGACAGUUUGAGUUUUCUGAACGCAAGCCUUGAAACACUGGUGAAAAAUCUACGUGAUAAAGGUGAAUCCAACUUUCAAUGCCUUCGCCAGUUUUUUCCAAAUGAGGAACACUUUCAGCUGGUUGUUCGUAAGGGGGUCUUCUGUUAUAACUUUGUCACCAGUUUUGAAGCCUAUGAUGAGCCUUCGCUACCACCUCGAGAUAAGUUCUUUAACAUUUUGAAUGGAACCGAAGUAAGUGAACAAGACUACAACCACGCGCAGAAUGUGUAUGAAAAAUUUCGGCUCAAGAGUCUUGGAGAGUAUUCGGACUUAUACCUUCUGACAGACACACUGCUUUUAGCAGAUGUGUUUCAGAACUUUCGAAAGUGGACACUCGAUGUGCACAAGAUUGAACCGUUUCAUUUUGUAUCCCUUCCAGGAUUAAGCAUGUCUUGUGCACUAAAAAUGAGUCAGGUAGAACUAGAACUAAUUAACGACCCCAACGCGUACCUGCUCAUCGAGAAUGGCUUACGAGGAGGUGUCACACAGUGCUCCCUGAGAAAAGCAACUGCGAAUGUGCCAGGAACAGAACAGUUUGAUCCCGAAAAAGAAAAAAAAAUAAUUAACUACAUUGAUGUAAAUGGCCUGUAUGGAGCAGUCAUGAGAGAACCAUUGCCUUACGGAGGAUUUGAGUGGCUCACUGAGGAGGAAAUUGUUAACUUGGAUAUAGCUCAGAUACGAGAUGAUAGCCCUGUGGGUUACUUUCUUGAGGUAGACCUAGUGUAUGACCGAGCAACUCAUGAACACCACAGAGAUCUUCCCGUUGCCCCUGAAAAAAUGUCCGUUCGUUAUGAGCUAUUGUCAGACUAUCAGAAGGCGCUCAUGAAGAAGUUCAAUCUUCCACAGAAAGCUACCGAAGCAAAACUGUUGCUAACAUUAUUUGAUAAAGAGAGGUACUUUCUCCACUAUCGCAAUUUGCAACUGUAUCUGCAAUUGGGGUUGCGUCUCACUAAAGUUCACAGGGUCUCAAGUUCAAUCAAAAGCCCUUUCUGCGAUCCUAUGUCGACUUCAAUCACGAACUUCGGAAGCGAGCUACAAACGCAUUUGAGAAACAGCAAUCAAAGCUAAUGAUUAAUAGUGUAUAUGGCAGGACAUGUAUGCAAGUCAGGAAAUUCGUAAAUUGUCGCCUCACAGUAACAGAUGAGCAAGUGUUGAAGCUUCUACGUAAACCAAACUUGAAACAGUUCCGCCCUCUGAGCUCUCACGUCAUCUUGUUCCAAUUUAGUCAGUCUGUUCUUCGCAUGAAGCAACCGCUGUACCUGGGCUUCACAAUAUUGGAAUUGUCUAAGCUGAAGAUGUUUGAUUUUUAUCAUAACCAUCUUCUCCGUGUAGCCCCUGAUACACGACUGCUAUACAUGGACACUGAUUCUUACAUUGUGAUGCUGAGUGACGAUAAAGUACUCCACGAACUAGCUGAUGAGCAUCUAGACAACUCUGGAUAUGACCCUGAUCACCCACUCUAUUCGACAAAAAACAGGAUGGUACUAGGAAAGUUUAAAAAUGAGCUUCCUCGUGAUCACAUUCUUGGCUUCUGUUGUCUGAAGCCAAAGCUGUACGCCCUCGAUCUGUGCAGCAAAAAGCAGUACAAUCGCGCUAAGGGUGUUAAACAAUGUGAAGCACAAAAACUCCACUUCUCUAUGUAUACGAAUGCUCUCGAGCAGGGCACAAUGCAUAAAGUUAAACAGAACCUCAUUGUGCACAAGGACAAUGUCAACAAAAGUGUGUCAGUGACAAAAAUAGCCCUCAAUCCACUGGAUACGAAACGCUUCAUUUGUGAUGAUGGAAUUGACACGCUACCUUUUGGCUAUGGUUGAAUUUUUUUAAUGUGUACGGAUUGGUCUCUCUAAUGAAGCGAUGGUGUUGGGGUGUGCACCGUCACGAGGUUUCAUUACAGAGUUGGCAUACGGGAGUAGGAGGGAACUCAUCUGUUAUCACCCCCGCAACAGAUGUUGCCCUUCUAUUCCUGGUCCCACAGAAAAAAAUUGUAAUAAAGAUGUUACAUCCAUAUAGCUAUGGUUUGUCAUAUAUUAGAACAAUGUCAUGUUAGAACCAUGAACUAAAGCUAUUGCAUUAUUCCACAUCUAUGGUUGUCAGUGUGGGAUUACUUACAACUGUGAGUUAGGAGCUAGAGGAUAUUUGUUAGCCACGAGUGAUGACUAAGCUGAGACCUGGUUUGAUGAAUUUCAUGUCUUCCUGAAGUAAUGUGUAGCUCUUGAUGUGAGUGAAAGAGAGACAGUUUGCUUUCCCAUAUUGCUGCAUGCAUUUGCGAUGGAAAUAACAACUGACUUUGUCUGCAAGUCACUGUUUGUAAAUGGACCGUCUCAGACGAAUUUGAUUAUAUGUGUGUGAAAUAACCUGUUUUCUAAGAAUUUGAUUAUAAGAGUAUGUGAUAACCAGUUUCUAAUAGCAUGUAUGUAAUCUAUAACAACGUCUUUGUUUGCAAGUCAGUGUUUGCAAAUAGCCUGUCUCAGAUGAGAGUCACUGUUUGUAAAUGAUCCGUGUCAGAAAAUUUUUGAUUAUACAGUCAAACUUCUUUACAACGAAACUCAGGGGACAGCAAGAAAAAUUCGCAGUAAAGGUAUUUUCGUUAAAAAGGAUGUCCAUUAUUGGACCUAUAGGGCUCCAGCAGGACCGCAAAAAAAUUGCUGUAGUGGUAUUUUCAUUAAAAAGGUGUUCGCUAUAAAGGAGUUUGACUGCAUGUGUAUGAAAUAACCAGUUUCUAAUAGCAUGUAUGUAAUCAUCAACAAUGUCUUUGUUUGCAAGUCACUGUUUGUAAAUAGCCUAUCUCAGAUGAGAUUUUUUUUUAUUACCAAUGAUUCAUUAUAUAGUGUGCAAAUUAAGUUGACAAAUAAAGCUCUUUUCAGGCAAACUGAAAUUUUAUUGAAUGCUCAUAGUACACUACAGCAUGACAUAUCCUCUGUUUUUCUUGGGAAAUUUUUUCGAACAAGUGUUUCUAUCAAUCUGUCAUUGUGUCUGAAGUUGGUUGGUGAAAACUUCUGAGUGCACUCUUGAAGAGAGAAACCACAGGCUAGAAGACUACCUACAUACAAGCAGUACAGUCCACAUGUAGCAGAUCCAUAUCCCUGAAGUCGUUUUGCAUUGUAGUGAAAGGAAGAUGUUGGGUGAAUAAACUGGUAAAUUUCUUUGCAAACUGGUCGUAUGCCGUAGCUGUCGAAAUAAGAAAUGCUGUUGUUCUUAGAGAUGUAACAUAAGGUCCAGUGUUCUCCAGGAGAGGAUCUAGGAGCUGUGUUUACAACAUACAGCCCUGGUUCAGCUUUUUGACUUGCAAUUUCAUUGCAUGCAAAUGUUCCACGAAACAGUGGCCUUGUGCAGUGAUUUCGAGCAAAGGCUGCAUAAAAUUCCCAUUCCUCCAUUUUUUUUCUAUACGAAUUUGACUCGUCUGUCUUUGUUGAUUUCUAGCACACGAGGUGUUUCUGAAACAAAGAGAACUGUAACAGCCUCUGUAAGAUUUCCACCAAAUGUUAGGGUGAGACGAACAUUGGCUUGUACCACUGGACUCAGCGACUGCACUUCCACAUCUGGAGUGAGAUGGUAGUAGAGCAUAAACGUUUCUUUCUCAUAUGCAGCCGGAGCUAGAGGUAUGUCUUUCCGCUUCAGCUUGUGAAGCAAAUUCAUAUAUCCUUUAGAGUAGAUCGAUCGUUGAAAGUCAAAGUCAUCUGUGUACUGUUGUCCACCAACAUCAAGCACAGCUCUCUUAAGCUUGAAAUUUUCAAGUUUAAAUGGAUUCCUUUGUCUGUUACCCUGGUAGGCUUCACUUCUAACCAUCAAUACUGUCAGCUUUGAGGGAACUCGUUCACUGUAAAGGUCAUCGAAAAUCACUUGAGAUUGAUUUGGAGCAAUUGUCCUGUACUUAAUCUCUAAUCCUCGAAGGAGGUAUGAUGCUGGAGUUGUCUGAAGUCUUCGUUCGAUGCCGACGAGUACACUUGGAGAAACCUGCACACGUCGCAGGUACAACACAAUUCGUGAAAACUCUAUAGUGUGUUUUUCAGUCUCGCUGGCAGGUGCAAGAAGUCGAAAAUCAUCUGUGUUCUGACGAAGGACAACUCUUAUGUCGACUCCAUUGAGAAGAAACUUUUCCUGUUGACAUAUAUCACUGAAGAUAGGGGAAUAAAGAUCGCAGAGUGUCGAACCUUUGGUCCGUUUGUAGCGUGCAAAAAUUCCUUUUGCCUCAACAGGAGCGGCAAAAUUUUCAGAUUCUCCCACUGGAUCUGGUUCGUAGAGCAUUGCAGAGAGGGUGUGAGUUUGAGUAACAUUAUUAGCAUUUGUUAUUAUGUCCAAGUAUGAACGA